AUGGCCAUACGCCACCGUCGCACCCAUAAGUCCCAGCCCAGCUGGUUCGACAAAGUCUUUCCUCCUAACCGUUCCAAGGAAGCCCGUCCAGGGCCCCCCAGCCCCGCCGCGGGCUACGCGCUCAUCGCGGCCUCGGUCGCGUUCCUGCUCGUCGGCUCCUACGCCGUCUUCUUCAGCGCGCUCGUCCCUGUGACCGGUGUUUGGCUGCUGGACGUGAUGGCGCGGGACACGCACUACAAGUACCUGGUGAUCAUACUCAUCUCGUCAGGGACGGGCUUCGUCAUCGCGAACUGGGUCGGGUGGCAGUACUACCGGAACUCGUGA
Dichomitus squalens LYAD-421 SS1 is the source of this 324-nucleotide messenger RNA. RefSeq lists its product as uncharacterized. The transcript is spliced from 3 exons. The record is from RefSeq and is a predicted model, not a curated record. Lineage: Eukaryota; Fungi; Basidiomycota; Agaricomycetes; Polyporales; Polyporaceae. The coding region runs from base 1 to 324 and encodes 107 amino acids.